Molecule: messenger RNA, 2151 nt
Organism: Acytostelium subglobosum LB1
Lineage: Eukaryota; Evosea; Eumycetozoa; Acytosteliales; Acytosteliaceae
Exons: 5
Coding region: 1-2151 (716 amino acids)
Biological process (GO): cell surface receptor signaling pathway via JAK-STAT; regulation of transcription by RNA polymerase II; defense response
Molecular function (GO): DNA-binding transcription factor activity, RNA polymerase II-specific; RNA polymerase II cis-regulatory region sequence-specific DNA binding
Source: RefSeq, a predicted model, not a curated record
AUGAAGCAAGAUACAGUGCUGUCAAACUUUCUCAACACUGACUCUGAUUGGUUGGGUGCUCAUCAUAACACUGGUGCCGGUGGCAACAACAACAGUCAAUACUUCCUUAGGUCAUCGUUCUCCAAUGGUGUAUCUUCACAGUUUGGUUCUAUACUUCAAACCAUGCCAUCUGAUCUGUUGAACAUCAACCGACAGAGCAUGCUAGAGUCCAACCCUUUCCCAAACGUCAGCAUUGGAAAUCUAGCGACCAAUAUCACACCUGAACAUAUGUCUAUGUUUCAAUCGCACGAACAACAUCACCACCAACAACAGCAACAACAACAUCCACUACACAAUCAGUCACCAAUGAACACAUCGGGUGAUGACGAAGAAUUAGUCUCUACUCCACCAACACCUCCCAUCGACUCUACACCUCCACUGUCAUAUCAGACAACAUUCCGCUCAGAAUCAUCAUUGAAUGACCCGUUCUCCAAUGUACUCAAGAACGAUAUGGUGCACCCUUCUCCAAACGGGGAGCCCAACGAAUAUGAGCGCCCAACCAAGCUUGCACGAACAACAACACUACAGUUGGACCAUCUACCGGCCACCACCUCAACCACAUCGACCGAUCCCUAUCAGGAUGAGCUCAACAAGUUGGCCAAACUGGACGUACACAUCAGUUUCCUGCGCUCUCAAACCGAACGACUGGAGGAGGACAUGGAGAAGAUGAAGCAACACUCCUCCCAGAACCUGUCGAGAUCGUCAUUCUUGAACAAGUAUGCUGGUACCAACACAGAGAAGAUCUCACAAGAGUUCUACAAUAGUCUUGUCAAUCGAUACCAUGAGCGAAACAAUCGAUUCCUCAAGGCAAAGGAGAAGCAGAUCGCUGUCAUCUCGAGUCACGAGCCCGUUCUUGCCGAUGAACUUCACACCAUCUACACAACAAUGAAGAAGGAGAUCGACGAGGAGAAGGCUGAGCUGCGCAAUCUACUCACCAAGACCAUCCUGUUGCCUGCAGAUCUUCACCUGAUAAGGGGCACAAUCGAAGGACUAAAGUCACACUACCGCAUCGUGGACGUACUCUACAACGAACUUCAGUACGUCCUGAACAAGAAGAAGCCCGAGAGUUGCUGCGCCAUCAUCUUGGUACAGCAACCAGCAUCUCAGGUCAUCUUUAGAGGUGGCAAGGGCAUAUCAGAGCCAUUCAAGGUGGAGCUGGUCACAGGUGUAGUCAUGCCCGAGAGUGUAUCAGUGGUCGUUGCCAAGAUCGACAAGAACGAAACAACAAAGAAGGAGAAAGCUGCUGCAAAGGAGACAUUGGAGAAUAAUGAAUCGUCAUUGGACAACUCAAACAGGGCCACAUUCUCAAAUCUCAAGGUCAACAUCUCAACUCGAAUGAGUCCUUCAUAUCUCAAGUUUGUUGCAACAGUGAAGGACAGAGGUAGCAAGACUGGCAAGAUCAUUGAGAGUGUACAAACGAAUCCAUUGGUGGUCAUCACCAACGAGAGUCAGUGGUCAGAGGCCUCUGGCAAACUAUUGGCUGGAGAGGUAUUUGAAGACCGUGAGGAGGUACCAUGGGCCCUUUUUGCCAACAUCCUUCACAGCCAUGUGUUUACAACAACUGGACAAGUACCGGAUGAACCAAAGAGGAAGAUUCAUACUUGGGAGUGGGACUAUAUUCAACAGAAUCACUUUGCAUCGAAACCAACAUUGACCAGGUCAGAGUGCAAGGAGUUUUGGACCAAGUUUGGUCCGAUAUUGCAAACAAUCCACUUCAAGAGACACAUUUCAAACUUAUGGUUUGAUGGUCUCAUAUGUGGAUUCAUAUCAAAAAAUGAAUGCAACCAAUAUUUAUACAAUGCAGAGGAAGGAUCAUUUUUGAUUCGAUUCAGUGACAGCAUGCCAGGUUCUUUCGCAGUGGCAUACGUUACGAACGACGAGAAUGAAAGGGUGAAGCACUAUUUGGUCAGACCUGAGGAGAUUGGACCCAACAAGACUCUUCCCGACUUCCUCAGAGAGAGAUUCCAGUUCAAGACACUCUACAGACUCGAGCCAGCACUCAAGAAACUCACACCUGUUCCCAAGGACGAAGCCUUCAAAUCAUUCUAUUCCCAAGAGGAUUUCCAAACCUGGUCACAAUCCAGGUUAUGUUUCUGGACUCUAAUUUGGUGA